Molecule: messenger RNA, 1195 nt
Organism: Myotis daubentonii (Daubenton's bat)
Lineage: Eukaryota; Metazoa; Chordata; Mammalia; Chiroptera; Vespertilionidae
Product: leukocyte-associated immunoglobulin-like receptor 2
Exons: 5
Coding region: 1-621 (206 amino acids)
Biological process (GO): immune response-regulating signaling pathway
Cellular component (GO): plasma membrane
Source: RefSeq, a predicted model, not a curated record
AUGACUGUUUCUUUUGUGCGUCUGCUCCUGUGGACGCAGACUCACCUCCUCCAGGUGUACAAGGACAGAGGAGACUGGGAGAGGCUGGCCAUGAGCCCCCGGCCCUCCGCCCUCCUGGGCCUCGUGCUCUGCCUGGGCCAGACGAUCCACAUGCAGGAGGGGCUCCCGCCCAAACCCUCCCUCAGGGCUGAGCCAGGCCCUGUGAUCCCCCGGGGACGGCCUGUGACCCUCGUGUGCCGUUCCCCAGUUUGGCCUAAGUUCUUCCGCCUGGAGAAGGAAGGAAGAAGUGAAUAUCACAUUCAGAAAGGUGUGUCUCAAGAUGGUUCGCAGGCGACAGAGGCCAGAUUCCACAUCUCCUCAGUGCGUGAAGCCAUGGCUGGGAGUUACCGCUGCCUCUAUUACGAUGUGUCCAACACGUGGUCUGAGCCCAGUGAGCGCCUGCAGGUGCAGGUGAGAGAGGAGGACGUCUCCACUCCGCCCUCAGGCCCCGCCUCCCGGGAUUACACAGUGGAGAACAGCAUCCGCUUGGGCCUGGCGGGCGUGGUCUUGCUGACCCUGGUGGCGAUUCUGGUGGAAGCUGGGCUCAGCAGGCGCAGGUCCCCACAGGGACCACAGGAGUAAACACAAAGGAGCCCCCCAGAGAGAGGUGACCCCAGGGCACCAGCAGGGACCUCACCGAGGGCCUGAGGCUCCCGCUGGAGCCGAGAUGGCCAGAGCCGCCUCCGCUGUUGUUCAAGGACAAGAGAACCUGGCCCAUGUGGGUUAGGAUGCUUGGCCUCAACCUUCAUCUUCCCAGGACCAUGGAGAGAAGUCAUCUUGAUUAACAGGCAGACAGACAGGCCAAGGUCCAGGGGAAAGAAAGGCAGGCGGAGGCAGGGCAGAUACGACCAUGUUAUCCAGCCUGACCACGAAGCCAAACCCACAGAAAUAACAAUGCUUUAGACUCAGAGGGGAGACACGUGAAACUAGGAAGGGGCUGCAACAGGAAGGUGAGCUGAGGCAUAGGAACCAGGAAGGGUCAGUUGUGCUUCUGGGCAAGAACAAUUGAGAGAAUCCAUCAGGCGGCCACAGGGGGAGACAGGGAGCAGGUUUGUAGCAAAUAUGUACCCCUAGACCACAGGCUUCAGUGGCAGCCAUGACUGAGCCCUCUCCCCAUGCAGGGAGUCUGAAUCUGCUAGCAAUAAAGUUUCCCCUC